Molecule: messenger RNA, 4173 nt
Organism: Ambispora gerdemannii
Lineage: Eukaryota; Fungi; Glomeromycota; Glomeromycetes; Archaeosporales; Ambisporaceae
Source: the annotation of a GenBank genome assembly
AUGGAUCCUUCUGCAACGCUUUUAAGUCUUCUUCACAAGAACCAACCCUCCUCUUCAGCUGACUCGUCUUUGGCUGGUCAACUGAGUCCAACCGCAUUCUCUCCACACAACUCGCAAUCCACGACGACUGUUCAGUCAAACCCACUAUCUCAACAAAAUUCUACUGUUAGUAACAGCACUAGUACUGCGUUAUCACUUUUCAGCAUGCCUCAAUAUCCACCACACACUUCACAGCAGCAACAAUACAACGGGUCAAUUGGUUUCAUGCCGAGCAUGGUUCUACCGCCUACCACUGGUGUUCCUCCAGCUCCGCCGCCUCCACCAAUUCAACAAGCUGGUGGAUCAUUAACCCAAUCGAAAACUCCGCCGCCAGAUCCGUUGGCUACCUUGCUUCAAACCUUGAAUCCAAAUCCGAUACCGAUGGCUCCGCCACCACCACCGAUUCCUAAAUCUGUUGUAACACAGGCUGAAGUUCAAGAGACAAGAGCAUCUAGUGAGUCUGAUUCCCCUUCUACUUCAUCCGUUCAUGUAAAUGGAGAUUCUUCUUCGAAUGGAAAUCCCACGUUAACUAUAGAUAAGGAACCAUCAUCUUUGUCAUCAUUGAAAUUACCUUUUUUUGGUCUUAAUCCAUCUGGAUCGAAUAUAAAUGAAGAAGAAAUUCAGGUUCAGACAGAGCGCAUAAUCCCGGCUUCUCCACCUUUAGAAUCUUCUGUAACUCAGAUUACUAAUCAUUCCGAACUAGAAAACAAUAAACAUACAUCACCUUCUGAAAAAUCAGGUGUUGAAGAACGGAUAAAAACACCGGUGGAAAUAAUUGAUUACAAUAAUCUUUCAACGCAUGUAGUAAACUUGACAUCGUCCAAAUUAACUCCAACACUUGAAAAACAAUCACCGUCGCCAGUUAUAAAAUCAAUGUUUACCUAUACAAAUCCAUUUGAUUUGUUGAAUAAGUCACCGCCUUCUCCUCCUCCUAAUCGAGAAUAUAAUCAUAUCCAAUGGGCAUCCAAUAUACAAUCUUCGCCUACGCAAAAAAAACGAGAAAUUACCUCGCAUGCUAAAGAAGGUGGAAUGUUUUCGCGUCCUUUGCAUCAGAUAGAACCGUUUUUAUCCGGUUUAUCAGCAUGGAACGUUCGUGCUACUUCUGCACCGAAAACUGAAUUGAGUCCUCCAGAUGGAGUAAGACUCCCACCAGGUGAUAUUGUGUACAGUGCAGCGGAAAGAAAUGAGGCAGUAUUAUUUACAAAAGACUUGAACAUCGAGACUAUAACCCUUAUUCCGAGUGAUCUCGAAUAUCGCGUUGGAAAAUCAUUAGCUGUUAAUGGGCAAUAUAUUUGUUAUACCGUUAAAGCUGGAAAAGUUCGAGUUAUUAGCUCACUUUAUGGCAGCAAAACAUUAUUGCGUAAUCAUGAAAAACCAAUUGUUGACAUUAGUAUCCAGAAUUCAUCUAUACCUGAUAUUGACGCUCCAGUUGACAAGCAAUUGCUUCUCGCAAUUGGAGCUGAUAGUAAAAUUACUGUAUGGGAGCUUUCAGAUGCACCUCAAGAACAGAGCGCCGAAAUUCCAUAUAAAACGAUCCUUGAGAUUGAUGGGAAGGAGUUGACUGAUGAUAAUCAUUGGCGAUAUCUUCGUGCUGUUUGGCAUUCUGUUAAUCGUAACAUGUUUGCUGUGGCAACAAACACCAAUGAUGUGCUUAUUAUUGAUAUUAACAAGUUAUUGGAUGGUGCAGAAUCCGGCAGUUUCAAAGAACAUGAAAUUUCUGAAAAGAUUAUUAAGACUGAUCGCCAUGAAGAGACCAUUAGUGACAUGACAUUUUCAUUUGAUGGAACAAUUCUUGUGACUGCAAGCUACGAAAAUAUAAUGUUUUCCGAAUUAGAGAUCAACAGUGAUAAUAUCAUUGAAGGAGUUGGUCCGGUUCACAGAAUAAUUAUGAGUGGGGAACAAGUUAGCUCUGUGUUUCUAGUUAAUCCUCAAGAUUUGUCCCCUGAAGCGACAAUUCCUCCACUGAAAUGUAACUACGCGAUAAUUGGUACCGAACGUAAUACCACUAUACAUCUAUACGAUGUUGUCGAAGGACAAACCGUGCAGACAAUCAAAUGCUUGCCGCCUCCUGUACGACGUCCAUCCUUGAACAAAGCAUACCGAAAAGAAGAUGACAUGUUCAAUUGCAUUGAUUUCGAUCAGCAUACACACACUUUGGUUCUUGCAAAUAGUGCAAGAAUAUCUAUUAUUGCCUUGCAUUUGAAUAUUCCUCAAGGAAAGAUAGACGCUUACCAUAUUUCUCCUGAACAGACAGAUAUGGGUAUUCCAGGACUUAUUGAAACUGAGCAAACGGACUCACUUGAAGAGUCUUCUUUUAAUUCGCCACAAUUUGAUUAUCUAAUUGAAUUUCCGGUAAAUCAAUUGGUUGGCAGCUUCGUCCUCGUGUCAGAUUCGUCAUCGAGCUCUCAUGAAUCUGAGGGCCUUUCUUUCUACUGUAUUCAAUCAAAAGCUGUACAGCAAUAUUACAUCUCUAAAGAACUCCUGUACCCGAAUAAUAUUGACCAUUGUCCGAUAUUUGAGAACGUGACACGAUCAAUCAAUCAAGUUGAGCAAGACGACCGGAAAGUAACUCAAUUGGACGAAAGAGGUGAUUUUAAAAAAGAAGAGCCCGAAAAGAAUGUUUUUAAAUCAUCUGUUAAAUCCGAAAAUUCACAAUAUUCUAAUAAUGAAGAAAAUUUGACGGAAAAAGAUAAUUUCAAAGAAACAGUUGUUGGUUCAAUUACGACUGGUACUGAAAAUACUUCUAUUGAUGUAAUUGCUACUACAGAAACGGUAACCGUUGAAACGGAAACAACCGAAAAAGUGGAAAACGCCUCAGGUAAUAAUAACGAAUCAGCUAUUAGUAGUAAUGUCGUUGUCUCUGAAGAAACUGAGGCAAAAGGAUUGGAUCAAAAUAACAAUAAUAACAACAACAAAGUCGACACAUCAUCUGGUAAUAAGCUUGGUUCAGCCGUCAAUGGAGCUAUUUCAAAAAUAAAAAGAAAGGGUUUUCCUUCUUCAUCAAAUCAAGCUGAAACAUUAUCUGAUCCCGAGAAAAGUUCAAGACGUAAAGAAUCGCGUCGAGCAGCCAUGGAAAGAGAAGGAGGCGCUGAGGGUGAAACUACAGGUAAAUCCGCUGGGAAAAAAUCUCUUGACGGUGUUUCUUCCAGAAAUAAUGGAAAACUUUCUGGUGGAGCUGAAAAAUCGCGAAAAAACAACGAUAAUCAACUCGAAUUAGGAAACAAUAAUAGAGUUAAUUCCGGAGGAAAAGUUGCUUUUUCAAACAAUCAACAGCAACCAACCUCUAGUGGAUAUGAUUCCUUGACAGGUCAUGAAGGCUCCCAGCAAGCACUCCGUCGUUCGGCGCCCCCUGAAACGUACAAUAACCAGAAUCUCACCAGAGAACUAAAAAAGAUUGAAGAUAGUUUGACCAAUAAAAUUGGGAAAAUGUUUGGCAAAGAAAUGGAUAAACAAUAUCAAAGAUUGGAGGAAGAACGCAAUUCUCAUCAAGCCGCUGAAACAGAGCGUCAAGAGACUAUUCUCAAAAUGGUUUCUGAUGCGCUCACAAAGAAUACUGCUAAAUUCUUAGAAUCGACAAUUCGCAGUGAAAUUCAAAAUAACGUGGUUCCAAUGCUAAAUAAAUUGGUGGCCACUUCAGUUGAUAAGCAAGUUAAUAGAGGGAUGGUUGAAGCUAUUAAUAAGAGUAUUCCAGCGGCUAUUGAUAAAGCUGUGAGUGAAAAUGUCCAGCGAGUUCUCUCCAAAUCUUCAGUGAUUGAUUCCAUUGCAAAAAGUGUCUCCAAGUCCAUGAGACCAGUCAUCGAAGAGAUAUUCCGGGAGAAUUUCACCAAUAUGCUUAUUCCGUCAUAUGAAAAGGCUACCAACGCUAUGUUUGACCAGAUUCAUCGAACUUUUAAUACUGGCUUACAACAAAUUACACAAAAAUCAUCGCAGUCUGGUUCAAGUGUUGAUUCUAACGCGAUAGCCAGACUUCAAACAUCAAUCGAUCAACUCACGAUGUCGAUGUCACAAUUGCAACAAGUACAACAGUUACAAGCGAGCAUGCAAACAAAUCUUAUUAGUCAAUUGACUGCUCCUCAUAUUGAUCAACAACAACAUCAAAUUGGCCGUUCAUCUACCGAAUAUCCUUAUAUAUAA